Molecule: messenger RNA, 1209 nt
Organism: Saccharomyces kudriavzevii IFO 1802
Lineage: Eukaryota; Fungi; Ascomycota; Saccharomycetes; Saccharomycetales; Saccharomycetaceae
Exons: 1
Coding region: 1-1209 (402 amino acids)
Biological process (GO): phosphoenolpyruvate transmembrane import into Golgi lumen
Cellular component (GO): Golgi apparatus; endoplasmic reticulum
Molecular function (GO): antiporter activity; phosphoenolpyruvate transmembrane transporter activity
Source: RefSeq, a predicted model, not a curated record
AUGUUCCAACGACUGUCGGUAUCCAUCAAGCACAAUGCACACAUCAUAUUUUUAUGCUUGAGCUGGUAUUUUAUUUCCUCAUUAGCAUCUCAAGUAACUAAGAGGGUUCUGACGGUUUGCCCGCUACCAUUGUUUUUGGGUGAAUUUCAAUUCAUUUACACUGCCAUGCUAGCAUGGUGUUCAUGUUUCAUUGCGUACAGUUUCCCAAGUUUUUAUCGCAUAUUUCCUAUGGGCACUUUUCCGGAAUAUUAUAGCAGUGACAGAGAAGCUGGCCGUAUGGUGAGGAAACCAUCAAAACUAGGCUCCCUUAUUAUACCACCUUCCAGACCAAUAAUACAAACAGUUUUACCCUUAGGUCUUUUCCAAUUUGUUGGUAAAUAUUUUGGCCAUACAGCUACUUCCUUGGUGCCAGUUUCUACUGUUGCCAGUAUAAAAACACUAUCUCCCAUGUUCAUCCUUUUGCUUCAAAAGCUUUUGAAGAUUUCCACUUUGAAAGUCACCUUAACUCUCAUCUUCAGUCUAUGCACUUUAGUUCUUGGGGUUUGGAUUAUUGUUCAAGAGGACAACCGUUUACCGGCCUCUUCUACUGAUCCGAGUGAAUUCUCUAAGUAUGGUAUCACAUGCGCUAUGAUAUCGAUGUUCAUUUUUGUUCUCCAAAAUAUAUACGGCAAGGCCGUAUUCACAUACAAAUCUCAAACAAAUGGUUCGCCAACUGGCUCAGGAUUCUCUCGCCAAGAAUCGCCUUUACCCAUAUAUGAAAAGUUGGAUGAAAAACUUGUCACGGAAAACAAACCGAAGUCAUAUGACAAACUGACUUUGAUGAUUUAUAUUUCUCUUGUCGGAUUUUGCUUGUCUUUUGGUUGGUUUAUCGUGUUAGAAUUUCCUGUAUUAUUUAAUUAUUUUUUUCAAAUUAACAGUUCAUCCACAGUAAUUCAAGCUUUUCCGGUAUCUUUAUUUUUACUGAACGGAACGUUUCACUUCAUCCAAGCGAUGAUAACUUUCCAUUUACUAGGUGAGGUUUCAACUUUAACAUAUUCAAUUGCAAAUCUAAUGAAACGGUUUGCCAUCAUUGCGGUUAGUUGGGUUUUCAUCGGAAGAGGAAUUACCUGGCUGCAAGUUUUCGGUUUGGUUUUAAACACAUUGGGACUAUUUCUGUAUGAAAGAUGCACGUCACAAUCAAAAACAAAAGCAAAGUUACGUCCCGAAUAA